AUGGCACCAUUUACUUUCACAUUAUUCGCGCCGUAUAAUAAACAAGCAGCAUUACGGUUGAAAAAUGCCAAUGUUCGAAUGUUUGGUGUCGAUAUAUUGAUGGAAAAAGACGAAUCUGACGGCUAUUUUCGAGCAACUCUUGAUCUCGCCGAUGGUAUUUUCCAUUAUCAAUUCAAAAUCCAAACGAAAUCUUGGUUUGAGAAAGAACCAGAGCCUGCACUACCAAACUAUGACGAUGAUGAAUACAAAGAAAUGACACAAGAAGAAAAACAGGAAAAAACUGAAGCACAUGCCCGACUUAUUGAUGAGAUUCGAGAACGAAAUCGUCAACGUGAGCACGAAGCUACUUUUACGGAAAUUUGGUAUACAUUCGUUGAUCCCUAUGCAACUGAUGUCGAUGAACGUGGAACGGAUGACGCGCACAAAGCCGUUGGUAUACUGACGAUCAAGAAUGGCAAACGUAUCAUUGAUGAAUAUGAAUGGAAAUAUGAUCAUUGUCCAUUGCCACCAGAUGAAGAACUUGUUAUUUAUGAACUUCAUGUCGGUGAUUUUGCUUCUGGAGACGAUGAUCCACUAUGUCGUGGACAGUUCAAACAUGUUACACAGAAAAUCGAUUAUUUGAAAGCACUUGGCGUCAAUGCAAUUGAACUCAUGCCAAUCAAAGAAUAUCCUGGAAAUCAUUCUUGGUAUAAUCCAAGAUAUUACUUUGCAAUUGAAACAAGCUAUGGUACAACAGCAGAUUUGAAAGAAAUGAUCGAUGAAAUGCAUAAGAAUGGCAUUCGAGUUCUCCUAGAUGGUGUAUACAAUCAUUCGGAUUGUUCUUCGCCGUUAACUCAAAUCGAUCACGAUUACUGGUAUCAUCAUAAUCCAAAAGACGUAACAAUGUCAUGGGGACCUGAGUGGAACUAUAGUUUCUAUGAUCCAAAGUAUAAUAUCUGGCCGGCACGUAAAUUUGUUGGUGAUUCUAUUCGUUAUAUGGUUGAAGAAUUCCAUAUCGAUGGUAUCCGAUUUGAUGCUGCACGUCAAAUUCAAAAUUUUGAUUUUCUUCACUGGGUUGUACGAGAAUCGAAGAAAGCAGCUGGACCAAAGCCAUUCUAUUGUGUCGCUGAAUUCCUACCAGACGAACCUUGCAUCACCAACAUUGAUGGACCCAUGGAUGGAUGUUGGCAUGAUAGUUUCUAUUGGGCAUUACGUGAUGUCUUGCUUCAUGAUAAUACAGACAUUGGCCGAUUGAAAUCCGUUAUCGAUUGUCGACAACAGGGAUUUUUGGGUGUGACAAAUGUUGUUAAUUACAUUGGAAAUCAUGAUCAUGACCGCAUGCUCGUCGAAUUAGGUAAAGAACGAAGUAUUUUUGGUGCAGAAGCGUUCAAACGCAUUCGUCUUGGUGUUGUUAUUCAAAUGACAAGCAUCGGCAUUCCGAUGAUUUGGAUGGGCGAAGAAAUUGGAGAAUACAAAGAGAAGACACCGGAUACGGCGAAAGUCGACUGGUCAUUGAUUGCAGAUCGCGAAGAUAAUGCCAAUGAAUUGAAUAAAAAUCUUUUGGCAUUCUACCAUGGUUUAGUACUUCUACGAAAAGAAAAUAAAGCAUUUUUUCAAACCAAUCUUAAUUUCAUUCAUGAAGAUCACAAUGCCAAAGUCUUAGCCUACCAAAGAUGGUCUGAAUCAGGCGAACGUGUAGUUGUUGUUGUGAAUUUAUCUGGACAUUAUCUUGCGCAUUAUCGCGUGCCGAAUAUGCCUACCAAUGGUUGGUGGCAUGAAUGGACAUUUAAUUAUGAUGUCAAAGUUGAACAUAAUGAAGUUUUUCUUGAUUUAGCUGAACGUGAAGCUAAAAUUCUUGUUUGGCUUGGUGACCAUUGGCAACCACCAGCACCUAAACCUCAAUCGGAUUCAACUUCAACAGAACAAAACGAAUGA
Molecule: messenger RNA, 1914 nt
Organism: Adineta ricciae
Lineage: Eukaryota; Metazoa; Rotifera; Eurotatoria; Adinetida; Adinetidae
Source: the annotation of a GenBank genome assembly